AUGUCUUGCACCAACAUAGAUGGCGAUCUUGCGCCUUUUUGCCUACCAACUAGUGAUGCACAAGUCACUGCUGGGGAGCAGCUCUUCGUGAGUUGGGACCCGGACUUCUUCGGCGACCCGAGCACACUUGUGCAGAUCCAAGCAGACUUCUCUCCCUCCUCAGGAGAAGGCAAGUCCACAGGCGAGAAUGCAUUCAGCUCCAAUGCUCUGAGAGCGGCCACGGGUUCUUACGGCUGGGAUAUUCGCCAAUCUGUGCUGGGGAACGGGACAGACUCGGUUAAUGCACAACUGUACAUCGCUGUGGUAUCAACGGAUGGUUCCACGCAGAACAGGACCACGGGGCCACUUAUCAAAGUCGUGUCUCCGACGGCCCCUAGUAGCGACAGCAAUGGCGGUGUCAACAUCGUGGCCAUCAUUGUGCCCGUCGUAGUCGGUGUCUUGAUCCUGGCUGCGAUUGGCGGUUACCUCUGUGCAAAGAGAAGGGAUCCCGGUUGGAGUCUGAAAGGCAUGUUCGGCUUAGGCAAGACGCGAACGCCAAAGUCAGCAUUACCGGUGGCAGGAACAAGAGAAGUCCAGAUGACGGACAUGAGCAUGGGCAAACCACAAGAUGGGAGGAAUGUGUUCCGAGAAGAAAUUCGGAGACAGGAGGAAGCAAGAAUCUAG
Neoarthrinium moseri is the source of this 663-nucleotide messenger RNA. RefSeq lists its product as uncharacterized. The record is from RefSeq and is a predicted model, not a curated record. The coding region runs from base 1 to 663 and encodes 220 amino acids. The transcript has 2 exons. NCBI's taxonomy places the organism in Eukaryota, Fungi, Ascomycota, Sordariomycetes, Amphisphaeriales, Apiosporaceae.